UGGUGAGAGAAUGAAUGCUGAUGACUGCAAUGGACAUUCAUAUAUGUCAGCCAGUGGAGGAGAGACAGCGACGGAGCAUGGUGAUUUCUGUGGAGGUCUGAGGGUUCCGGCCGUGAGAACUCAACAGUCUUCUCUCAACCAAUCUCUCGGUGUGAACUCUAUUAAGGUAGAGGAGGACAGUGACAAUGAGCCUGUUGGUGCUCUACAGCCAGAGAGGAGAAAAGGAGAGAGGGAUGACAGAGAGGGCACAAUAGAAGACGGGAGUGGAGAGCUGGGAGGAAGGGUGGGUCGAGGGAGUGCAGGAAGUGGUUACGGGGAGCUGGCCAGUCCUCAUUCUGCAUCCCCUGGUCCCAUCCGACUGCCAAAUGGGAAGCUCCAAUGUGACGUGUGUGGAAUGAACUGUAUCGGGCCCAAUGUACUGAUGGUGCACAAGCGCAUCCACACAGGUGAGCGUCCGUUCCAGUGUACCCAGUGUGGAGCCUCCUUCACCCAGAAGGGGAACCUGCUGCGCCACAUAAAGCUGCACUCUGGAGAGAAACCCUUUAAAUGUCCCUUCUGUAACUACGCCUGUCGCCGCCGGGACGCACUCUCUGGACACAUCCGCACACACACUGUGCCCUCUCUGACAGUGGGUAAACCUUACAAGUGCAGUUACUGUGGUCGUAGCUACAAGCAACAGAUCACCCUGGAAGAACACCUUGAACGCUGCCACAACUACCUAAAGUGUCUACAGAACCAUCAGCCAGCACUCAACACUGAACACACUGCACAGGGUAUGGAGCCGAUGUCUGAGCCAGAGGCUGUCCUCCAGCCGUCCACUGAGAAACUGCCUUUUAUAGACAGACUGGUGAACACCAUCACCAAACGCAAGAGGUCGACUCCACAGAAGUUUCUGGGAGAAAAGCACAUGAGGCUCAACGAGCUUGAUAUAACUUCUGAACUAUUCCCUGGUCCUGAAAAGGAAAAGGAUGGGGACCUGCACUCUGCACCCAACUCUCACCUUGAGGGAGAGGCUGGUGCUGUAGGGUUAGUGGGGAUGGGGGGCAGAUAUCUCCACAGGUAUGGAGGUGAUGAGGACCCUGGGUCUGAGCCCCCUCAGCUGGCCCUGCCCUACUCUGCCUGCCUGUCUGACCCCAGCCCAGUCAUCAGCUCUGUUUACAGCCACCUGAUUCCUCUGGGUCCCCAGGUCAAUGGAGCCGUAGGUGGGCGUGGAGGUGGGGUAGCGGCCAGGUUUGUGGAGCUCGCUGGACGGGAAGCAGGCGAGGGACACAAGGACAUACCCUCAGGUCAGAGCCCCACGGUCAGCAAUGGCUACAGCAAUGGCUGCCAUGAUUUCAAAGACAAGUCCGACACAGAGAGCACAGCAGAGGAGCAGCAGAGCACCGGUGUUACAGCUCCAACCAGCAACUCCAACAACCACCACCUCCUCCCUAACCUACAGUACGUAGCCCCAGCCCUGCCCAGCAGCCGUCGCGACCGCCUUCCAAACCCCAAUCCCAGACACGCCCAAGACCCAGAUAAAGAGAGGGAGAGAGGGUACACCGACACCACCAUCCCCACCACUGUGAAGGGAUCGGGGAGCCCUGGUCCAGGGUCACCAUCCAUCUCCGGGGACGCUUCGAUACAGGUACAGGUGGUGGACAGGGAGGGACGAGCGGUGCGGUCAUUCCGCUGUGAGCACUGUCGCAUGUUCUUCCUGGACCACGUGAUGUUCACCAUCCACAUGGGCUGCCACGGAUUCCACCAGCCUUUCCAGUGCAACGUCUGUGGCCACUGCAGCUGCAACCGCUACCAGUUCACCUCACACAUCAUCCGCGGGGAGCACCAGGUGGGCUGAGGACAGGAGCACCAGGUGGGCUGAGGACAGGAGCACCAGGUGGGCUGAGGACAGGAGCACCAGGUGGGCUGAGGACAGGAGCACCAGGUGGGCUGAGGACAGGAGCACCAGGUGGGCUGAGGACAGGAGCACCAGGUGGGCUGAGGACAGGAGCACCAGGUGGGCUGAGGACGGGAGCGAAGGGGGAGAGCCGGUCCCAACAGCCCUACCCCUUCCCUUCCCCUUCAAUGUUUACCCAUCUGAAGGAUCUGGAUAGGUAUAAUCAGUGUAGUGGUAGAGAUUUCACUGUAUUGCUUCCACAUUACAAGGGUGUGGGAGUGAAUUGAGACC
Oncorhynchus nerka (sockeye salmon) is the source of this 2167-nucleotide messenger RNA. RefSeq names its product zinc finger protein Eos-like. NCBI's taxonomy places the organism in Eukaryota, Metazoa, Chordata, Actinopteri, Salmoniformes, Salmonidae. Bases 11 to 1837 code for a protein of 608 amino acids. Gene Ontology annotation, biological process: regulation of transcription by RNA polymerase II. The transcript has 7 exons. The record is from RefSeq and is a predicted model, not a curated record. Gene Ontology annotation, molecular function: DNA-binding transcription factor activity; RNA polymerase II cis-regulatory region sequence-specific DNA binding.